UUCGUAUAAAUGGCGGCGUAUCCUGUGCUUGUGGCACAGUGCAACGAAAGACUUGUUAGCAAACGUGUGGAGUGCUCAGCUCACACACAGGACAAUUGUACAGCCAAACAAAAGCUGUUUGUUACACAAAAAAAUUGAGUUUCAUUCGAAAAGUGCAAGUGUUGGAACUUUUGCAAUUUAUUAAUUGUUUGCGUGAGUGUGUGUGUGUAACAAAAGACAAUUGCAGCUGCCCAAAGCAUUAUGCAGGCCAUGCAGAAGACCGCACAACAUAGCAAAUGGCUGCUGCUGUUGCUCUCGAUGCUGUUGAAUGCCGCUUGGCAGCCACGCGCUUUUGUUGUCAAUGCCAGCGCAGAGGCGGAGCUCACCCCCUGCGAAGUGGAGUCGCUCAUAAAUCAGCUGAUGAAUCCCAGCCCCGAGUAUCAGCUGCACGCCUCGGCUUUGCGUAAUCAGCUGAAGAACUUGCUGCAGGAGCGUCAGCUGGCUGUGGGCGAGGAGCAGCCGCUGGGCGAGUAUGCGGACUAUAUAGACGAGGACAAGCGUUCGGUGGCAGCGCUGGCUGCGCAGGGGCUGCUCAAUGCGCCCAAGCGCAGUUUGGCCACGCUGGCCAAGAACGGGCAGCUGCCCACUGUAGAUCCUGGCAUGGGCUCCGACAGCAGCUCCGGCGAGCCCAGCGAGCAAAAGCGUUACAUAGGCGCACUGGCACGUGGUGGCGGCUUGAUGAGCUUCGGCAAACGUAAUUUGGCCACCUUGGCGCGCCUGCAAAGCGCACCCACCAGUCAUCGCGAGCAGCCCAAGCGCAAUGUGGCCGCCGUCGCGCGUUACAACUCGCAGCAACAUCAGAAUCAACGCAAUGCCGCCGAGAAGCGCAACUUGGGCGCUCUGAAGUCCUCCCCAGUGCAUGGUGCAGCGCAGCAGAAGCGCGAGGAUGAGGAAAUGUUGUAUGCAGCUGCUGCUCCCGAAUAUGCUGAGCCCAUGCAGAACUAUUGGUGGUAUCCAAGCUAUGCUGGCUAUGCUGAUCUCGACUGGAAUGACUAUCGCCGCGCCGAGAAACGUUUUCUAGACACAAGCAAGGAUCCCGAAUUAUUUGGCAUUGAGCAUGGCUAUGAGGCAAAUGCUGAGGCUCAAGCCGAAGCAGACGCUGAAGCCCAAACGGAGGAUAUGGAAAUGGAUGCACCACAGAAGCGUCAUAUCGGCGCUGUUUAUCGCUCUGGCUUUCUGCCCAGCUACCGUUAUUUGCGCAGCCCCACUGUCAAUGGUGAUGGCGGCGGCUAUCGCGGCGGCGCCGGUGGGCGUUUUAGUCGCUCGGGACGUGCCAGGCAAUUUGUCGGGUACUUCCCCCAACACGAGCGACUGCGUCAACCAACCGCAGCCGUUUGUAAACGCUGUUUCCUACCCAAUCGACCGAUGAUCAACUGGAGCGGUGCUGGCAUGCGCGGUAGUCUGUCCAAAAUCUUUCCAGACCCCGAGGCGGCUCGCUUGACACAAUUGCGCAGCAUCAACAGCAAUCAGUUGCCAAGCGGCGGCGGCGGCAGAGCGGCCAAGCCGCGUACCAUCUACACGCCCUUUCAUAACUGGGGCACACAUCCGCGCAUUACAGCACUGCAACGUGGCAUAAAUCGACGCAACAGUGAGUCCAUGGACAAUUUUGACAACUAAACGAGACAAUACGAAACUACAAUAAAUAUAAAUAAAUAAAUAUAU
Drosophila busckii is the source of this 1701-nucleotide messenger RNA. It is a transcript of the gene Nplp1, whose product is annotated as neuropeptide-like 1. NCBI's taxonomy places the organism in Eukaryota, Metazoa, Arthropoda, Insecta, Diptera, Drosophilidae. The record is from RefSeq and is a predicted model, not a curated record. The coding region runs from base 241 to 1656 and encodes 471 amino acids. The transcript is spliced from 5 exons.